AUGGAUCAGAUACUCUCCAAAGCUUCAAACCAAGUGGUAUCAUUUGCUAUACGCUCAGGUAUAUCAAUAGCAUCCGGUUAUGCCAUUAAGACCAUCUCUACAUUUGUUGACAAGAUCCCAGCUCUGCAACAACAACGUCUUUCAAAACAACGACGUAAACUCAAGACAAAAAUUGAUAUCAUCAACGUUACUAUAGACUUGAUUAAGCUUGCAUCAAGCAGAGGAAACACUGUUUUGGAAUCCACCUUGGAGUUGAUCGAUGAUUUGCAUGACCAAUUUACAUCAUUUGACGAAGGGGUUAAUGAUAUAACGGCACAAUUAUCGAGUGCCAAUACUAAAGAUAGUGUCAAACGGGUUGAAGAUUGCAUGCAUGAUUUGAUGGCGGAAAUCAAUGAUGCAAUACCAAUUUUGAACUUGUCUUUAAUCACAUCAGGGAUAAAUCUCAAUGGCAUGACUAAUUUCAACUCCAUUUCACCUGGAAGGUUAUUACAAGCUUCAAAUUACUUGAAUCAAGGUGGCGAAUUGGUUGGCCCUGUAUUUGAUCUUGUCAUGUAUACAAUUUUCUACAAUCCUAGUAGAAUGAAGUACAUCGACGAAGGUGGCGACAAUGCUGCUGUUGCUGUCGAUGAAUUGAGUUGCAUAACAUGGAAGGAAACAUUUGCCAGGAGUUCAGUCCAGAUUAAAAAUAGUGGAAGCAAAAAAGGCGAAUUUAAAUAUACUUUAAACAUUGAAGAAAAUUUCAAUGAUGGAAGGUUUCACGACGACGGCGACGAUGAUAAUAAACCAGGAGUGAAAAAGUAUGAUUUGAAAUGGAUUCACAGUAUGUUUUUCACGGCCUCGGGGAAGUUACUUAGGCUAGAAGGACGUAAUUUGCCAGUAUUAAUUUUGAAAAUAAUCGAUGGAGAUAAAGAAGAAUGGAUUGCAUUGGGUGAACUUCAUCUGAAUGAAUUUGACGACGAAGAAGAUGAUGAAGAUGAAGAUGAAGAUGAAGAAGAUGAUGAUUUGGAGAAACCAAAGCGGAAAGAUAAACUCACCCAACAACAAAUCAAAUCCAGUUCCUUGUCCCUACUAGAGUAUAUCAUAAGAUUAGCCCGGUUGCAACAAAUUGAAAACAAGAGUAUAUUGACUAUACCCGAUGAAGUAUUAAAAUUGUAUUUGCAUGAUCAACUGGCAAGUGCUGAUUUGCCCAAAUCAAUCACAGAACGAAAUAAACAGGAUACAAAAUCAAAACAAACGCAAGAUAAGUUGACGAUGGAUUCAAACAUUACUCGAUUGAAAAACCUCGAAAUUGAAAAAUCAGAGAAAUCAGAGAAAUCAAAGAAAUAA
Lodderomyces margitis is the source of this 1326-nucleotide messenger RNA. RefSeq lists its product as uncharacterized. The record is from RefSeq and is a predicted model, not a curated record. Gene Ontology annotation, cellular component: cytoplasm; nucleus. Lineage: Eukaryota; Fungi; Ascomycota; Pichiomycetes; Serinales; Debaryomycetaceae. Gene Ontology annotation, molecular function: GTPase regulator activity. The coding region runs from base 1 to 1326 and encodes 441 amino acids. The transcript has a single exon.